Molecule: messenger RNA, 1935 nt
Organism: Haplochromis burtoni (Burton's mouthbrooder)
Lineage: Eukaryota; Metazoa; Chordata; Actinopteri; Cichliformes; Cichlidae
Product: sclerostin domain-containing protein 1
Exons: 2
Coding region: 250-867 (205 amino acids)
Biological process (GO): negative regulation of BMP signaling pathway; negative regulation of Wnt signaling pathway
Molecular function (GO): BMP binding
Source: RefSeq, a predicted model, not a curated record
UGUCCGGUAAGUUCCGAUGACACAGUACACCUCUGCAAUCCUGGUGUUUCCAACACCUGUGUGAUCAUGAAUAAAUGCGCCAAUUCAGUUUGCAAAAAUACAUGUGGUUUCUGGCUCUCGACCUGCAUUUUUCUUUUCUUGCUGUGCAAGUAGGUGUGUUCAGCUCAUUCAUAAAAUGUCGCUGCCAGUGAGGAUAUAUAAAGCACAGCCCUGCAGGUUACUUAUCCAUCAGGUGCGUCAGGUGCAGUCAUGCUUCGUUCUGUCAGCGCGCUCCGGCUCCUUGCGCUCCUGUUGCUGCUGAGCAUGAGUUCAGCUGUUGAAAAUAACGCCACAGAGUCCGUCAGUCCUCAGCUGGUCCCUGAAACUCAGGACCCGCCGACCGAUGAAGACACAAACCAGGCGAGGAAUAGAGGGAGACGGCCUUCUGACUCUCUGCGUGAUGGGCCAGACCAGAGCCAGGUGGGCUGCAGGGAGUUGAGGUCCACGAAGUACAUCUCUGAUGGCCAGUGCACCAGUGUCAACCCUAUCAAGGAGCUGGUGUGUGCUGGGGAGUGUCUGCCAGCUCAGCUGCUGCCCAACUGGAUUGGUAGAACUCACACUGGGAGGUACUGGAGCCGCCGCGAUGCUCAGGAGUGGCGCUGUGUUAUCGAUCGAACCAGGACCCAGCGGAUCCAGCUGCAGUGCCACGAUGGGAGCACGAGGACCUACAAGAUAACUGUGGUGACCUCCUGCAAAUGCAAGCGCUACACCAGACAGCAGAACGAUUCACGACACAAGGACACAUCUGGAAAUACUGGUAAACAGAGGAAGAAUCAGGGGAGGCCUGGACUGCUGGAGAUGAAUGCUGGGAGCGAGUCUGCUAACUGAAACCUGAUUUCACAGUUACAAAGAAAAAACCUUCAUAUUGUCACUAUAAAUGUUUUUGUAUGAACUAUAAGUGUGCAGAAUAGAUAUAAACAAAGGUGAAUAGUAUAGUGUUAUCUCCAUAUUUAGUUUAAUACAGUGAUUAGUCUGUAGACCAAAAUAUAGCUCAUUUGUUCCCAUGAAAUAUGUUUGUCAUCUGCAACAAAGAACUCGGCUGCAACUAUUCAGAAAGCAGUCUAACACCUGAGCUACAGCUGGUGACAUUUGUCUAAUCUUUCUGGAGAGAAGUGUUGUCUUAUUUUUUCCGUACAUUUUUUGAACAGCAGUGAUUUUGUCACACUGACAGUAUUCUUAUUAUUCAUACAUGUACAUGUUAUAUAUUUUAGCUAGAUGUAGAGAUUUAGAUUUGCUGUCCUUCUUUGGUUUUGCCUCAUUGUAGCAUUUAGUGUUAUCUUAGCAGGAGAGCCUCUCCUAGGAAGGGUCGUGUUUUAUGAAACUUUCUUUGUGUGGAUUGAUGGACAUCAGGUUCCAAAAGCAACAGGAAAGUGUUUUGCAGUCUCAUCCAUGUCUGCGCAUCUCUGUAACACUUCUUGUAUCGUCCUGUGAAAGUUGUUGUGAUUGAAGCAUGAUGGCUGUAAGUCAUGCUUCUCGAGGAGAGCAUACUUUGUUAGUAGUUAGUGGUUAUUUAUAAGAAAGGGACAGGGGGUGUCAACAACCUAUUCUCGACCAAAUAAUUGAAACACGUGCCUCUGUACAAUGUUUCCAGCCUUUACUGUGAAUUGUUGCUCAUUGUGUCCAAAAAUGAUAUGAAAAGUGAUAAAGUUAAAAACAAAUUUUAAAAGUAAUCAAUAAAGAAGUGGUAAUUCCAGGAUUAUAGCGUUUCAUGCAGCACCUGAGAGUCUCAGAUAUUGUUUGUAAUGUAAAGGAUGUUCUGUUAGCAGUGAAGGCACAGUGUAAUCAAAUAGUUUAUCAGUUCAGGGUUUUGGUUUGUGUUGGAAGUAUGUACAAAGAUUUUUUUUAUUUAAAAAAUAGAAAACAGUAAUCAGUUAGACAGAUAUCAUCUAUUUUGUA